Messenger RNA from Pseudomyrmex gracilis, 2638 nucleotides. RefSeq names its product proclotting enzyme-like. Gene Ontology annotation, molecular function: serine-type endopeptidase activity. The transcript has 8 exons. Bases 917 to 2629 code for a protein of 570 amino acids. The record is from RefSeq and is a predicted model, not a curated record. NCBI's taxonomy places the organism in Eukaryota, Metazoa, Arthropoda, Insecta, Hymenoptera, Formicidae. Gene Ontology annotation, biological process: proteolysis.
GUUCACUUUCCAAGAUUGAUCGCGGGACCGCAAAUGAUCGCAUAAUGAUUACGGACUGGCGUGAGGACCACAGACGGAACUCGCCCCGCGACAUUCCUGCGCAUCGCGGUAACAAAUUGUCAAUUCGUAGGCGGAGUAUCGGAGCGACAAUGAGGUAGAGGAAACACCACUUUCCCUUGAAGAUUAGGGACGGCGUUUCGGAGAAAGAAGGAGAAAGAGCAAGCGAGUGAGCGCGCGAGCCCCGGCCGAUUGCUCCUCCAUCGAGAGUAAAGUGUGUCGAGGUCUUUUCACGGACAGUCGCUGUCUGUCCGUCUCGAGCGACCGGUGAUUACACGCUGCCAUCCUUUGUGUCGAAUAAGUUUUUUUUUUUUUCUAUACCGCUUGUACUCUUUUCCAUCUCUCUGUCAAUUAUUUUCGUACUCUCUUGCACACACACACACACUCUCUUUCUCUCAUUUACUUACUCCUCGCUGUUUUUCCUCCGCCGCUCUCGACACAACAUGCAGAACUCGCUGGUUCUAAUCGCGCGCCGACACUCCUAGUUAAAAUAAUUUAGCGCCACGUACCCCGGCUUCAAAAGUACGUCGUGAUAGUGGCACAAACGCUGGGGAUGUUCGCAGGAUAACAGCUUUUUUUUUUCUGAACGGAAAAUGUCGUCGACAAUAGUUCUACUGAGUAAGUGACGCGUAAGCUUCCACAGAUCCCUUCGCAUCUGCGAGUGUGUAAAACUGUUCACGCGAGAGGGUGUAAAAGCAAACGGGGUGCCGUAACGUUUGAUGGUCGCGAUGGCACGUGCCAUGCCGCUGGUUAAUUUGAUAACAGAACGUCACGCAAAGUGACAGUGAAUUAUUGAUUACGUGUGUACGUGUGUGCGAUUUGUAAUUUGUAAAAAGUGAAAACGACGUCUCGUGCACCGAUGAAAACUCUGUGGGGCCUCUGUGUAAUAUGGAGCCUGUUCGCCGGCUCUGCCUCGUACACCGGAGAGGUCGUGCAUUACCGCAGUUAUCCGCAUGGAUACAGAAACUCGUACGUCCCGUCGACGGAAGGAUGGUCGCAUUCCUGGAACGCCGGGCCAAACAGGUCGGACAGACCGGUGUAUCGUAGGGACACGCAGGUGCGUCCUUACACGCGGUUGGUGAAGAUCGAGCAAGAGCAGAGCGAUCCUCUGGUGACCAUCAGCGAGACUCUCGGCGCCUUGAACACCGUGGGCAACUACAUCGUCAACAUGACGAAGGGCGUCGAGGUCUUGGAUCAUCCACCGAAGGAGUUGCCCUCGGCGAUCUAUACCAUUUCUAAAAAUAUUCUUGGCCGUAACGUAACAGACAGCAUAGCUCCCUUGGUACGCGGCGUUGCACUGCCAUUGAGACAAACGAUUACAUCCUCCACCACACAGGCACCGCUGAUCCAACAUCAACAACAGGAAGAACUCGCCAACAGAGACAAGGAGUCCGCUCCGUCCGUGUGUACAACCGCCGAGGGCGGACCCGGAAAGUGCCAAGAUCUCAGUAAUUGCCCGCAACUGUUGCUCGAUCUCACCAAGCUUAGACAAUCGUUGUGUUUCAAAAGCUUGUUCGUACCAGGAGUUUGUUGCCCGAUAGACAAAACCGGCAAUCCCUCUGUUUCCACCACUACUGACGGCGCAUCUUCCGGUGUCAACACAAGUGAACAUCCUCUUCGACCAACGGUGAUUCGACCAACGAAACCAGCUACACCACGUCCGAUACCACUGUAUCCAGUGACGUCCACGACUGUAAGACCUAUCGCGCAAACUGUCCCAUCGCCCGAUUUAUUAUACAACAAUACGAAUGGUUUUGAAAGUGUUGGCACGAUUGACAACAAUUUUAUUCAAGAUGACGAAGAGUGCGGUGUAAGAAAUUCAGGUAAAUUCCGCGUGGUCGGAGGUGAGGAAGCGUUACCUGGUCGUUGGCCCUGGAUGGCGGCGAUUUUUCUUCACAGCACUCGGCGAACGGAGUUCUGGUGCGGAGGAUCGUUGAUAGGAUCGCGUUACAUUCUCACCGCCGCUCAUUGCACGCGAGAUCAACGUCAGCGGCCAUUUGCUGCUCGUCAGUUCACUGUGCGUCUCGGCGAUAUCGAUCUGGAGAGAGACGACGAGCCCUCGUCACCGGAGACCUACACCGUGAAGGAGAUUCACGCUCAUCCGAAGUUCUCGCGCGUCGGUUUUUAUAACGACAUCGCCGUACUCGAGCUCACCAGACGCGUGAAGAAGACCCCGUACGUGAUACCCAUUUGUUUGCCGCAGGCGCGAUUCCGUAAAGAAUCGUUUGUCGGACAUAGACCUACAGUAGUCGGCUGGGGCACUACUUAUUACGGUGGAAAAGAAAGCACUGUGCAACGACAGGCGGUCCUGCCGGUGUGGAGAAACGAGGAUUGUGACGCGGCUUACUUCCAGCCGAUUACCAGCAAUUUUUUGUGUGCGGGUUACAGCCAAGGUGGCAAGGACGCGUGUCAGGGUGACUCGGGUGGACCGCUUAUGUUGCGUGUUGAGGGUCGGUGGACACAGAUCGGAAUAGUCUCAUUUGGAAAUAAGUGCGGCGAGGUUGGGUACCCCGGCGUGUACACGCGUGUCUCCGAAUAUACCGAUUUCAUUAAAACCAAGGUGAAGCGAUAAGUAGAGCGA